Messenger RNA from Macrosiphum euphorbiae (potato aphid), 618 nucleotides. The record is from the annotation of a GenBank genome assembly. NCBI's taxonomy places the organism in Eukaryota, Metazoa, Arthropoda, Insecta, Hemiptera, Aphididae.
AUGAAUUUCUCUUUGAAAUAUCUUUACCUUCUGGUGGCGUUCUUACUUCUUUGGUGUUCUGAAUCUACUAUUGAAGCAAAACAAAUAAUUAAAUCAGUCCAAAAUAGUGAUAUUUACAUCAAACAACAGGUAUACAAGGACCCAUCAGGAGUAUUUUCUUAUUUGUGGCGAAGACAUAAUAGAACUACAACACUUAAUCCGAAUUCUACUACUGAACAAUGGAAUACUACAACAACUAUUUCCUCUCAAUCAACAGCACUUUAUCCGAAUUCUACUACUGAACAAUGGAAUACUACCACAACUAUUUCAACUCAAUCAACAACACUUUAUCCUAAUACGACCACUGAAAGGCAGAAUACAACAACCGCUUUAUAUAAAUCAAAAAACUUAAAAGCAGCAACCCAACAAUAUCCAACUACUGCUGCUCAAGAAUCAACAUCAUAUCAUCCAAAUUCAACUUCUGAACAAUGGAAUGCAACUACUACUGCUCAUGAAUCAACAUCAUAUCAUCCAAAGUCAACUUCUGAACAAUGGAACACAACUACUGUUCCUCCUGUAUCAACUCAGGGAACAACUCAUCAUCAUCAUCAUUUUCGAAGGAGAACAACAAUAGCAUAA